UGGAAAUUGUUUAGUUGUUGUGUUAGCAGAUUUGUUAGCAGACCACUGCAUCGCAGUGCGACGUAAAGUGUACGUGACAAAAAUUUGUGUGUUCAUAUUUUGUAAACACUUCAUAUUUGGGAAUCAUUCUAGAGGGGUUGUUUCUUUUCACUCGGUGAUUUUUAAUCAAGCUGGAAAAUGGCCGAACGCCCUGCGAUCGCCUCGGCUUUACUUUCGCAAGAAAAGCCUCUUGUAAAAAUUGGACAUUAUGUUUUGGGAGAAACAUUGGGAGUUGGCACUUUUGGAAAAGUCAAAAUUGGUGAACAUCAACUUACUGGCCACAAAGUUGCAAUAAAGAUUCUUAAUCGCCAAAAAAUAAAAAAUCUGGAUGUUGUUGGAAAGAUUCGGAGAGAGAUUCAAAAUUUGAAACUAUUUCGCCAUCCACACAUUAUCAAAUUGUACCAAGUAAUUAGCACUCCAACAGAUAUUUUCAUGAUUAUGGAGUAUGUUUCAGGAGGAGAACUUUUUGACUACAUUGUUAAACAUGGAAAACUGAAGGAGCAUGAAGCCAGGCGUUUCUUUCAGCAGAUCAUUUCUGGAGUAGAUUAUUGCCAUCGUCAUAUGGUUGUGCACAGAGAUUUGAAACCAGAAAAUCUUUUACUAGACUCUAAUCUUCAUGUGAAAAUCGCAGAUUUCGGUCUCAGUAACAUGAUGAUGGACGGCGAAUUCUUGCGUACCAGCUGUGGAUCUCCAAACUACGCAGCACCAGAAGUUAUUUCGGGAAAAUUGUAUGCUGGCCCAGAAGUAGAUGUAUGGUCUUGUGGUGUCAUCCUUUACGCGUUACUUUGCGGCACCUUGCCGUUUGAUGACGAGCACGUCCCAACACUCUUUCGCAAAAUUAAAUCUGGAGUGUUUCCAAUACCAGACUAUCUAAACAAAUCAGUUGUGAACUUACUGUGCCAUAUGCUCCAGGUGGACCCCAUGAAGAGGGCCACGAUAGACGAUGUCAAGAAGCAUGACUGGUUUGCCAAGGAUUUGCCUGCCUACUUGUUUCCUUCCCCGGUUGAACAGGAUACGUCUGUGAUCGAUACGGAUGCAGUCUCUGAAGUUUGUGAGAAAUUCGGGGUGCGUGAGCAAGAAGUGCACAGUGCCCUUUUAAGUGGAGAUCCGCACGAUCAGUUGGCUAUCGCAUACCACCUUAUUGUGGAUAAUAAGCGCAUCGCAGAUGAAGCCGCCAAAGCCGAACUGCGAGACUUUUACAUUGCGGGUAGUCCUCCCCCAGCUGCCUUCAGCCCUGGCGACUCUAGCCCCACACCAUCGGGAGGGAUAAAACCUCAUCCGGAGCGUAUCGCGCCUGCGUUCCGUGAACGAGCAGCCAGUGCCGGCGAACGAACUGCACAAAAGACCCCAAUGAAACGAGCCAAAUGGCAUUUAGGCAUCAGAUCACAAAGUAAGCCUCAUGACAUCAUGUACGAGGUUUACAGAGCCAUGAAGACUUUGGAUUUCGAAUGGAGAACGGUGAAUCCCUUUCAUGUUCGCGUACGUAGCAAGAACCCGGUAAAUGGUCGAUACGCAAAAAUGUCGCUGCAACUCUACCAAGUCGAUUACAAAUCGUACCUGUUAGAUUUUAAGAGCCUCAGCACAGAAGAAAACGAACAACUAAGCUCCAAUCCAGACGUGUCGCAAUCUCAGCUGUCGAUUGGUGGAGGACACCCAACGAUGGAGUUUUUCGAAAUGUGUGCUGCUUUAAUUACGCAGUUGGCCCGUUGAUCAAAACCGUCCGCCAAACGCGAAGAUUGUCCAUACGCCACUAUUACAUAGCAAUCGUUUUUCUUAAUUAAUUUUACUAAUUGUUUCUCGUCUCCCCUUCUUAUUAUAAUCUCAUUCGCUUUCAUCGUA
Daphnia carinata is the source of this 1878-nucleotide messenger RNA. It is a transcript of the gene AMPKalpha, whose product is annotated as 5'-AMP-activated protein kinase catalytic subunit alpha-2-like. Gene Ontology annotation, biological process: protein phosphorylation; intracellular signal transduction. Gene Ontology annotation, cellular component: cytoplasm. The record is from RefSeq and is a predicted model, not a curated record. The transcript has 14 exons. The coding region runs from base 178 to 1749 and encodes 523 amino acids. NCBI's taxonomy places the organism in Eukaryota, Metazoa, Arthropoda, Branchiopoda, Diplostraca, Daphniidae. Gene Ontology annotation, molecular function: protein serine/threonine kinase activity; ATP binding.